ACACAUAAUCUUUUAUUAUUACUUUCAGGUUUACCGGGUCGCUUUUUUGGCGAUAAAACGAGUUUAGUCUUAAAGCGAUUUGCAUUUCACAUAAAAAUGAAACUGUACUGCUUAUCAGGCGAACCUAAUAAACCAUGUUUCAUACUAAGGUUUAAGGGUACGUCAGUUAUGCUUGAUUGUACACUGGACAUGUGCUCUACCCUGAAUUUCCUUCCUUUACCUGUUGUGCCAAGUCCAACAAAUAUUGAAACAAAACCCUGGAUACCAACAUUUACUGCUGCCCGAUUGGAAGAUGAAAUUAAGGAAGUGCAAGAUAAAUUAUAUGUUAAUAGCGAGCCUGAAUUUUAUUUGCCAGAGCUGGCUAUGAUCGAUCUGUCAGAAAUAGACGUAAUACUGAUAUCUAAUUUACAUAACAUGCUUGCUUUGCCUUAUAUUACGGAAUAUACAUCGUUUACGGGUAAAAUAUUGGCAACUGAACCAACUGUUCAAAUGGCAAGCAUGUACAUGUACGAGAUGAUUGAAUACUUACGAAGGAUGCCAAAGUUGAAUAAUGCCACCAGAUGGAAACAAACAAAAGUUCAAUGCAAUCUACCGCCACCACUUCGAGAUGCAAUAGAGCCACUUAAGUGGAGGAAAUUAUAUAACAGGCAUGAUGUUCAAAGUUGUCUAUCAAAAGUCUCAAAUGUAUCUUACAACGAAAGUCAAAAUAUAUUUGGAACAUUAAAAGUAACAGCAGCUAGUUCUGGCUUCAGAAUAGGCAGUUGCAAUUGGUUGAUCGAAACGCAUCAAGAAAAAAUUUCUUAUAUAUCUGGUUCCUCCACACUUAUAACACAUCCUAAAUCAUUGGAUAGCGAAUCAAUUAAAAGAAGUGAUGUUUUAAUAUUGUCCACUCUAAGUCAUGCUCCAAAUGAAAGUCAUCCAGACACAAUGAUGGGAGAAUUUUGCGUAAUUGCAGCGCAGACAAUUAAAAGUGGUGGAAAUGUUUUGGUUCCGUGCUAUCCAUCUGGUGUCACCUAUGAUUUAAUAGAGUGUUUAUCUAACCAUUUUGACAACAUCGGACAAUCGACAAUACCAUUUUAUUUUAUCUCUCCUGUCGCUCAUAAUAGUUUGUCUUAUUCAAAUAUAUUCGCUGAAUGGCUGUCUGGAAAGAAACAAAAUAGAGUUUACAUGCCGGAAGCUCCAUUCCCCCAUGCAAAACUUACUAAAACUGGUCGCCUUAAAACCUUCAAAAGCAUUGAAGAUGGUUUUCAAUUAGAAAUGAAAAAUCCUUGUGUUGUUUUUACUGGUCAUCCCUCACUGAGAUUUGGAGAUGUUGUGCAUUUUAUUGAAAUGUGGGGGCAAUCUCAAAUAAAUACAAUGCUAAUUACAGUCCCUGACUUUCCUUAUCUCGACGCAAUUGCACCGUUUCAGCCCUUGGCGAUGAAAGUUGCCCAUCGCCCAAUCGACACAGGAGUAACCUUGGAGCAAGCAGAUAAAAUGAUCAUCGAGUCCCAAGCUGCUAACGUCAUUACAACAGAAAGUUGCCUAUCUCCUGAAAAUCCUUUGCAUUCGGACGUGCCAAUCACUAAGUAUAAAAGAGGAGAUGUUAUCUCAGUGCCCAUUAAACGACAAUUUGAACUCAUAGGCGUAGAUUCUGAGAUUGCUAACAAUAUUCACUUACGAGAAAUACUACCGGGAACGGUAAUGGGCUUCGUCUCAGGUCAUCUUGUUACGCAGGAUAAUAAACAUAUUCUUAGGAGAUUCCCAAGUCAGAAAGCGACCAUAAAGAAAAGGAAGCUUGAAAUGACAAAUAAAGAGAGUGUUUGCCCCAUAGGACAAUUAAAUGUGCCAGACUUUACGCACGAAUUGAAGAAGUUAGGCAUUACGGAUAUAAAGGUCGAACAUAAGGGGGAUAGUGAAACGGUUCUGGUUCAUUUGAACGAAGAUGAUGCUAUUAUAAGAGUUGAACCAAAUUCAACGUUUGUUAUUUGUCAAGGAAGUGAAAGAGUUCGGUCUAAAAUAAGAGAAGCUCUUUUAUAUUGCCUGGAAACAGUUGGAUGCAACAGAUAA
Molecule: messenger RNA, 2049 nt
Organism: Dimorphilus gyrociliatus
Lineage: Eukaryota; Metazoa; Annelida; Polychaeta; Dinophilidae
Source: the annotation of a GenBank genome assembly